GAACACCUGGAGCGGCUUCUCCCGGGAGGCCUUCAAGGAGCUGCGCCAGUUCACCGCGCUCGCCAUGCCGUCCGCCAUGAUGAUCUGCUUGGAGUGGUGGUCAUUUGAGGUCCUUGUGCUUCUCUCUGCGCUUCUGCCCAAUCCUCAGCUUGAGACAUCAGUGCUGUCAAUAUGCCUUAACACAGGUGCUCUGUUGUACAUGGUACCACUUGGCCUUUCUUCUUCUAUCAGCACGCGCGUCUCAAACGAACUUGGGGCAGGCCACCCAGAAGCAGCAAAGCUCGCGAUGCGAGUGGUCAUGUACAUGGCCUUGUCUGUAGGAUUUGUGCUGGCCUUGACCAUGAUCUUGCUACGGAAUGUUUGGGGGUACCUAUACAGCAACGAGCAGGAAAUCGUCACAUACAUGUCCAGGAUGCUGCCAGUUCUCGGAAUAUCUUUCUUCAUAGAUGGGCUUCACAGUUCUCUAUCAGGUGUGCUUACCGCCAGCGGCAAGCAGAAUAUUGGCGCAGCCGUGAAUCUCGGUGCGUUCUACCUGUUAGGCAUCCCGAUGGCUGUGAUGCUUGCAUUUGUCUUCCACCUAAACGGAAUGGGUCUCUGGCUUGGCACCGUUUCCGGCGGCUUCACCAAACUGGCGCUGCUUAUGUUUAUCACGUGGUGCAUAGAUUGGCAAAAGGAGGCACUAAAGGCACAGGACAGGGUCUUGAGUUCAUCCCACCUACUCCCGGUAUCAUAGAAAUGUGAAGCAUCAUGUGCACAUGGUGCAGACGGCUUGAUCGGUAUGGUAUCUGAUUGGUCCGGUACACUAUAUCACUUGAGCGUUGAUGAGGCAUUCAGCAUGGAGGACAUGUGGUCCUCGGAUGUAAAACAGUGCUGCCAUGAACAUGAGAUCAGCAGGCAGGCAUGAUCCAUCAAUUUUGGCCAUUGUAUGUUUUGUCUGAUUCAUUCUUGUGGUGUGUAACUGAUCUCUUGGUCCAGGAGACAGUUUGUGGGUAAGCAAUGCGCGGGAAACCAUUGUAAUCUGUUAUGUGGCAUGUUGAGAUGCAUAUCCACUAAGCAGCUUUGGGGCGUCUGGAACACAUAGCAACUGAAACUGAAUGUGAUUAAUUUGAAGCACUUGAUUAGUUGCAAGCUA
Hordeum vulgare subsp. vulgare (domesticated barley) is the source of this 1132-nucleotide messenger RNA. RefSeq names its product protein DETOXIFICATION 16-like. Gene Ontology annotation, cellular component: membrane. The record is from RefSeq and is a predicted model, not a curated record. Bases 65 to 733 code for a protein of 222 amino acids. NCBI's taxonomy places the organism in Eukaryota, Viridiplantae, Streptophyta, Magnoliopsida, Poales, Poaceae. The transcript is spliced from 7 exons. Gene Ontology annotation, biological process: transmembrane transport. Gene Ontology annotation, molecular function: antiporter activity; xenobiotic transmembrane transporter activity.